AAGAGUUCCAUCCGCUUUGCGAGCAAAGAGGACGGGUGUACCCCACGGGGAGUUGCUGGGUUUAAUGAAACCCAGUCUCAGGAGCAAGCUGACGCUUGAGUUCGGUGGCCUCGGAAAUCGAGAGUCUGUAGGGUGCCUAGUGGUGAAUACGAUAGUCAGGCACAAGCUGAAUGGAGUGCUCGACGUCACGCAUCGGUGGGAUGCCGACGUACGAGGACGACGAUGGGAAAACGUCGUGGUACUCUCGGAUGAGGUCACGAACUACGGGCUCCAGGUCAGCCAUAUAUCGUGCGAGUUCCUCAGCGUCAGCGUCAACGCUCGACGACGGAGUGGACUCGACGGACGGCGGAGGGACGGGAGUAGAGAUGGGAGCCAUGGAGAUAGAAGGAGGAUCUGGCUCCAGAGGGAUGAGCUCGACGUCGGGACAGGGUGGAUCAUAGUGUAAGAGAUCCGUCACGUUCACCAUAAAGAAGGUGACGUCGUCUUGUCGAAUGAAGUGAGCGAACUGUC
Molecule: messenger RNA, 510 nt
Organism: Chara braunii
Lineage: Eukaryota; Viridiplantae; Streptophyta; Charophyceae; Charales; Characeae
Source: the annotation of a GenBank genome assembly